Messenger RNA from Drosophila eugracilis, 2869 nucleotides. RefSeq names its product larval serum protein 1 alpha chain (gene Lsp1alpha). Lineage: Eukaryota; Metazoa; Arthropoda; Insecta; Diptera; Drosophilidae. The transcript is spliced from 2 exons. The record is from RefSeq and is a predicted model, not a curated record. Bases 359 to 2743 code for a protein of 794 amino acids.
GGUUAGAACUUGUGCAAAAUUCAAAGACAAAGAAUAGCUAUUUUUGGAAAAACAACAGACAUAGAGCGACUCGAUAAGUGGUGACCAACGGAGGCUAGCCGGGUGAUAAGCCGAUUCGCUGGAGUAGCAACAGAUGGUACGACGAGCACCUGAGAUACACCCGCUGAUCCAUGACCCCGGCGAUUGGCAGAUGCGUCACAGAUAUGACACUCCUCCAUUUGAGAUUUCUUGGGCUAUAAAAGCGGCCCCUUGGCCAUCGACAAGGCAACAGUCUUUAGGCAUUGGAUCCACUAAGUGCAUCCGAUCCGGAGCAGGUUGAGUAGUUGAGAGUUUCAAGACGGAAGGAGUCACCCUAAGCAUGAAGGUUGCUAUCGCAUUUCUGGCCUGUGUGGGUCUGGUUGCGGCCAUUGGCUUCCACCAGACACCCAAACUGAAGAUCGCCGACAAAGCCUUCUUGGAGAAGCAGAAGUUCCUCUUCGAGAUGGUCUACCGUGUGGAGGAUCCAUUGGCUUUCGAGGAGUACAUCAAGAUUGGCGAGAAGUUCUACUUCGAGAAGGAGCACUACACGCACUUUGACUUGUACAUGGAGAAAUUCUACGACGCCUACAUGGCACAUGCCCUUCUGCCCAAGGGUGAGUUCUUCGGAGCAUUGGUGAAAUACCAUGCCAAGCAGGCACGUGGACUCUUCAACUUCUUCUACUACGCCAAGGAUUGGGAGACCUUCAUGACCAACGUGGCCUGGGCACGCAUGCACGUCAACGAGGGCAUGUUCGUCUAUGCUCUGACUUUGGCCGUGAUCCAUCGCGAUGAUUUCCACGGUCUAAUGCUGCCCGCCAUCCAUGAGAUCUUCCCGCAGUUCUUCUUCAACAGCAAAUUCGUAUUCGAGGCCGAGAAGUUCGAUUACGAGAUGUGGAUGAAGACCAGCAUGUACGAAAAGGAGUACCUGGAUGUGUACCACCACAAGACCCCAGCUCAUGGAUACGAACAUGGCUAUGGAAACAUGUACCAGUCCAGCGACUACAUGUACAUGAAGGACUUCAAGAUGUGGCAGUGGUGGAAACUGAUGGGUCUGGGCGAGCACUGGUACAGCGAGGACAAGUACAUUCUCCGUGAGAACAUCUACCAAUUCAACCACGAAAGCAAGUGGCUCACCAUGAUGAAGGACGUCAAGAAAUUCUACAUGCCAGUGGACUACAGCCGCGAUCUCUAUCUCUACAACGAAGAGUCCAAGAUGUCCUACUUUACCGAGGAUUUGGGAUGGAACAGCUACUGGUACUACCUGAACAUGGAUUACUCGUUCUUCUUGGACGGCAAGACCUUCGGCUUGAGCAAUGAUCGUCGUGGCGAAUGGUGGUUGUACAAUGUCCACCAACUGCUCAGCAGGUACCACAUGGAGCGUCUGUCUCACGGACUCGGCGAGAUCCCCGAAUUCUCUUGGUAUCACCAGAUCGAGAUGGGCUAUGAUCCUCAGAUGAUCUACUACAACGGCGUUGGCUUCAGCUACCGCAAGAACUACUACGAGAUGGAGACAUACGGCAACUUCGAGAUGCUGGACAAGAUCACCGGCUUCCAGAAGCGUAUCUACAACAUCAUCGAGUUGGGCUACUACCAGACUGCCGAUGGCCAUAUGAUUGAUCUGCGCAAACCGGAAUCCAUUGAAUUCAUUGGCAACAUGAUGCAGGGCAAUAUCGAUACCAUGGACAACAUGUUCUUCCAGUUCUGGUACAUGCUGGCCCAUAUGUACUUCGCUGACGCCGAUUUCCACCAGAUGGAGGUUUAUCCCAAUGUGAUGCUCAACUUCGAGACCAUGAUGCGUGAUCCUAUGUUCUACAUGUUCUACAAGUCGAUCGCCCAGGUCUACUUCCAGUUCAUGCACCACCUGCCCAAGUACACCAAGGAGCAAUUGCUGAUGCCGGGUGUGACCCUGAAACAUGUAGAGGUCAGCGAGUUGACCACCUACUUCGAUCUGGUUGACUUCGAUGUGACCAACAUGCUCAACGACAAGAUGGUCUUCCACGAUGGUCAGUUCGUGUGGGACAAGUCCUUGUACGCCCGCCAGAUGAGGCUGAACCACAAGCCCUUCAGCUACACCUACACCAUUGAUUCGGUCAAGGAUGAGAGGGUUGUGAUCCGUGCCUUCCUGGGACCCAAAUUCGAUGAGUUCGGCAGGACAAUUUCGUUGACCGAUAACCGCAUGAACUUCAUGGAGAUCGAUGAGUUCUCCUACGAACUGAAGGCCGGCAGCAACAUGAUCCUCCGCAAAUCCAACGACUUCUACUGGACCGUCAAGGAUCGUACCACCUACACCGAGCUUUACUACUACACCAUGAUGGCCUUUGAUGGCAAGUACAACUUCCCCAUGGACAUCUCCGAGCCUCACUGCGGAUUCCCCGAUCGCCUUGUCUUGCCCAUGGGCUGGAAGAAGGGUAUGCCCAUGCAGAUGUUCUUCAUGGUUGUCCCAUACAUGGCCCCCAAGCACGAGCAGUUCUCUACCUUCGAUUACACCUACUCCUGUGGCAUUGGAUCUGGCGCCCGUUUCGUUGACAGCAUGCCAUUCGGUUAUCCCUUCGAUCGCGAGAUCGAUGAGUACGAAUUCUUCGUGCCCAACAUGUACUUCAAGGAUGUGAUGAUCUACCAUGCCGACACCAUGGAGAAGUACUACACAUACAAGGGUUACUCUCAAUACGGUCACUUCGAUUACUCCUUCUUCAGCGACUACUACACCAAGUACUUCAUGUUGUAGAUUGCAGCUUGAAUUCAUCUUUCCCAUUUCUAUUUUGACCACAUGAUGAACCUCUUUGGGCGGAUUUGCUCAGGAUCAUAGUUUGUAAGCAGAGCAAAAAGUGAAAUAAACUUUCGAAAAUCCAAA